Messenger RNA from Misgurnus anguillicaudatus (oriental weatherfish), 1976 nucleotides. It is a transcript of the gene pax10, whose product is annotated as paired box 10. Gene Ontology annotation, molecular function: RNA polymerase II transcription regulatory region sequence-specific DNA binding; DNA-binding transcription factor activity, RNA polymerase II-specific. The record is from RefSeq and is a predicted model, not a curated record. NCBI's taxonomy places the organism in Eukaryota, Metazoa, Chordata, Actinopteri, Cypriniformes, Cobitidae. Gene Ontology annotation, biological process: regulation of transcription by RNA polymerase II.
AAGGACCGGAGUGCCUGCAGAUGCAUUUCUCUCUAUCCCAGUGCCCCUCCCUCUCCUCCUCUCUUUCGCCCUGUCUAACUCUCUACAUCUUUCUCUCCCUUUCCUCUCCUCCCAUGCUCUUUCUCUCUCUCAAACAGAGUCUAACAUUAACAAAGCAAGUGAGCAGAUAGAAGGAGGGAUGAACAGAAAGUGAUAGAGACAUUGAGAAAGUGUGGACCACUUUUUCAAUUCAUUCAUCUACCAGGUUUGGAGUUGUCUGAAUGAUAGAAGGAGAGGCUCAGGGUUUGCUCACAGGUGACAUUUGAUGUUUGAAAAUCUGACCAUGCUGAAUCUACAAAACAGCUCCAACUGGACUGCUCCAAACAACUGGUACCAUCCACCUGACACCAUCACCACACAACAUGGAACAGAUGUAGAGGAUCUGAAUGUGCAGAUGGCAGGGGCGAGAGAAGGAGCGGUGCAAGGAGAGAGGGAUGAGGUGGACGAGACUCAGCUACACCUGCAGCUGAAGAGGAAACUGCAGAGGAACCGCACCAGCUUCACCCAGGAGCAGAUAGAUGCCCUGGAGAAAGAGUUUGAAAGGACACAUUAUCCAGAUGUCUUUGCUCGAGAAAGACUGGCAGCAAAAAUUGAUCUUCCAGAGGCUAGAAUUCAGGUAUGGUUCUCCAAUCGGAGAGCUAAGUGGAGGAGGGAGGAGAAGCUGAGAAACCAAAAGAGAUCAGGAGGCACAAGUUCCUGUUCUCAGACCCAUACUCCACUGAGCACUUCCUUUAAUUCCCCUGUAUAUCAUCACAACAGCUCAGGCUCAAUGCACAGUCGAAGUGAUUCCUCUCUCUCAGGCUAUGGCUCCCUGUCAGUCUUCUCCAGUAUGCAGUCUUUGUCUUCUCAGUCCACCCCGACUUACUCCUGCAUGUUGCCCCCUUCUCCCUCUGCCCUACCCCCUCUUUCUCGUAAAUUUGACUCUUCAUCCUACACCUCUCCCCAUCUCCCGCCGCCUCCCACGGCCAGCGCAAACACAGGCUUUUUUCCUGGUGUUUCUACAGCGGGACAGACUGCAGUUCAGGGCGGUGACCAGGAGUUGGGACAAGGUCUGAGUCAGUACUGGACGAGACUGCAGUAAACAGCUCAUCAUUUAUCAGACUAAAACCAGCAAAGCUUCUUACAACGUUUAACUGAGCAUUUAAUACAAAACCUUCCAAACACACAAGACAAUCAUAUGUAUUUGAAUUAUUUUACACAUCAGAGAAGCAGUUUAUGUAUGCAAACUGUCAAAUAAAGACCUCACAAAAUGGUAGGCAACAGCACAAACUAGUCUGGUUAUAGAUAUCAAAGAUGACCGAUUCAGAUCUGGUCUGUUAAAGACAGUAUUGUUUGACACCCUGCCUUUUGUAGUUCAAAUAGUUGUUGAUUCAUGUGCAACUUAAAAUCAAACUGCCCGCAUAGGGAGUAGAUAUCAGACAUUGAUAGUCUUAAAUAUGCUGGUAUGGUAUGACACAAAUCUGUUUCAGUUCAUCGAGGAAUAAAUCAGCCAUAUAUAUAUAUAAUGCUGAUAUGAAACAACCAAUGACAAUCAAGCUUGAAACUGUGCAAAGCAAUGACAAUCAAUCAAAUGCACAAAAUAGCUUAUAAGAUUCAAAACUGACAAUCAAAAUAAGUUAUUGCAAAAGGGUGCAACGACAAUCAAGCGUAUGACUAAUCAAGUGUAAUAUACUGAAGUUAAGCUGAUGAUUUAUUACUGUAAAUUGUUAAAUGGACAAUACUGUGAUUUUGAUUAUCACUCCGUAAUAUUCAUGUUUUUCUGUCAGAGCCCAUGACCUUGAAUUUCACUGUAGUAUUGUAUGUUUGAAUGUGUGUGCAUAUGAAAUGAGUGACAGGGAAAGAGUGAUGUUAUUGUAUUUAUCAUUAGAACUGUGAACAUUUUAGUGUCAACCCUUUUGUGGAAUAACAAAAAAAUUGAAAUAAAAAAUAUGACAGCA